Molecule: messenger RNA, 2060 nt
Organism: Oryza sativa Japonica Group (Japanese rice)
Lineage: Eukaryota; Viridiplantae; Streptophyta; Magnoliopsida; Poales; Poaceae
Product: probable inactive leucine-rich repeat receptor kinase XIAO
Molecular function (GO): protein binding
Source: RefSeq, a predicted model, not a curated record
CCUUUUGUCCGCGGAUUUCCCGGGUUAACACGGACACGCCACACUCUGACCACAGCUCACAUUCCACUGCUCCCACUCAAAGCCUACCUUACCACCUCGGCUUUAGCGCCCAUCUCAAAGCCGUCGUCUUGCCUCUCUCCCCCCCACCUCACCUGCCUCCCAUGAUCUCCUCCGUCGGUGCAAGUGCAACAAUGGCUUCCUCCUCCGCUGCUCCGAUCCUGCUGCUGGAGCUGGCCGCCGCGGUGCUGCUCGUGCUCCAACGAGUGGCUGCCGCGGACGCGGUGGUCACCACAUUCCCCGGGGACGCCGCGGCGCUCGCGUCGCUGAAAUCGGCCGUGGACGCCGCCACCGUGCCGGCCUACUCCUGCCUCGCGUCGUGGGACUUCGCCCGCGACCCCUGCGCCGCUUUCCCGUGCGGCGUCCGCUGCUACGCGCCGCCCAACUCCUCCUCCUACCACCGAGUCACCGGCGUGUCGCUCGACCCGGCGGGGUACUCCGGCACGCUCCCCGCCACGGUCCUCGCCUCGCUCCCUUUCCUCGCGUUCCUCUCCCUCGCCAGCAACCGCUUCCACGGCGCGCUCCCGGCGGGGUCCCCGCUGCCGCCGAGCCUCCGCGUCCUCGACCUCUCCGGGAACGCCUUCUCCGGCGAGAUACCGGCGUCGCUCUUCACCCCGGCGUCGUCUCUCGAGGAGCUCUACCUCUCCCGCAACGCGCUCACCGGCGCCAUCCCGCCGCAGGUCGCGUCGCUGGGCUCCCUGAAACGGAUGGAGCUGCAGCACAACGGCCUCACCGGGACCCUGCCGCGGAUGGACGCGAUGCGCUCGCUCGCCUACCUCGACCUGAGCGGCAACGCGCUGUCCGGCUCGCUCCUCGACGCGCCCGGGCGGCUGCCGGGCUCGCUCGUCUCCGUCGUGGCGCGCGGCAACGGCUUCGCGGGGCCGCUGCAGGCCGCGGCGCUGGCCGCCCUGCCCGCGAUGCGGGUGCUCGACCUCACGGGCAAUGCGGUGUCCGGCGCGGUCCCAGGCGCCGCGUUCGCGCACCCGUCGCUGCAGCAACUGCGGCUGGGGUCCAACAAGCUCGGCGCCGUCGAGGAGGCGCCCGACGGCGGCGCGUCGAGCCAGCUCGUCGAGCUGGACCUCGGCGGGAACAGGCUGACCGGGCGGCUGCCUGGAUGCGUCGCGGCGAUGCCGCGGCUCGCGGUGGUCGGGCUUGACCGGAACAUGUUCGCCGGCGGCAUACCGGAUCAGUACGCGGCUCGGGCCGCGGCGGACGGGCCCACGGACAAGUGGGUCCCAUUUGUCAGGCUCAUGCUGCAGGGGAACUUUCUCUGUGGGGCCCUGCCGAGCCAGCUGAGGCAGCUGAAGGAGGACGGCGCGGUGGUGAGUUUGGCGGACAAUUGCUUGCCAAAGUGUCCACACCAGUUCUCCUUCUGCCGUGGGGCCCCGCAGAAAAGCAACGCCACGUGUCCCAAGUGCUUUCCGUGAAAUAUUGUGUUCUUUCUUUAAUACUCACUCCGUCCCGUCCCAUAAAAAGAGUUUUCCGUUUUAUUUAAAAAAUUUAUAAAAAAAAUUAAAAAUACAAGUCACGCAUAAAAUAUUAAUCAUGUUUUAUCAUCUAACAACAAUAAAAAUACGAAUUAUAAAAAGUUUUCAUAUAAGACGGACAGUUAAAGUUGGACAUGAAAAAUUCAGAGUUUACUUUUUUUUUGACGAAGGGAGUACGUACUAAGUGUCUGUAGAUAGAUAACGACUUUAAUUCCGGUGUGUGUUUACUUUCGAUAUUUCGAAAGGAAAUAAUAAAUGUAAUAAUGUGGAAAUGUGCUAACUCUUUUGAACAGUGAGUUUACAAAGUUCCUCACCUUUUCUCUUGCACUAUUUAUACCCAGGGGCGGAUCUAAUGUGGGUGCGGAGGGGACUCGAGUCCCCCCUACACCCACAAGACCCAUGGAUAUCUAUCGGAGCACCCUUUCAAUUUUUUCACCAUAAAUGAUAAACUAAAUGUUUCUAAAUGGCUGUAGGUUGAAGAAACCGUGUAAUUGAGUCCCUUCAAUUUAUUUUUUC